Molecule: messenger RNA, 1107 nt
Organism: Cololabis saira (Pacific saury)
Lineage: Eukaryota; Metazoa; Chordata; Actinopteri; Beloniformes; Belonidae
Product: cyclin-O
Exons: 3
Coding region: 1-1107 (368 amino acids)
Biological process (GO): mitotic cell cycle phase transition; regulation of cyclin-dependent protein serine/threonine kinase activity
Cellular component (GO): centrosome; nucleus; cyclin-dependent protein kinase holoenzyme complex
Molecular function (GO): cyclin-dependent protein serine/threonine kinase regulator activity
Source: RefSeq, a predicted model, not a curated record
AUGAGAGGUGCGGGGGUUUCCUCCGGAGCUGUCACGCCGCCCCGGCAGCGGCAGACAGCCCGGUGCAGGAAACAGAAACUUCAGUCCACCUUAAGUGACUCUGGCUUCGAAGAAGACUUGGCGUCCCCUCAGAUCCCGUGUCGCCCUGGAUCGGACGUGUCCCACCUGGAGUCAAACGAGCCGGAGCCUGCAGGACGGCUGUCCACCUGGUUCCUGCAGUACGGAGACGUCGGAUUCAAGAUCCAGAAAGUUAAAGAGGCGCAUUUUCAUCCCUGUCAGAGUCUGGCACGCCAGCCACAAUUGACUGCAGAGGCUCGGUGUAAGCUGGUCAGCUGGCUCAUCCCAGUACACCAACAUUUCCAUCUGUCCUUUGAAUGCUGUUGUUUGACGGUGAACAUCAUGGACAGAUUUCUGGCAUCCACUCCUGUUGCUGCUGACUGCUUCCAGCUCCUGGGGGUCACUGCACUCCUCCUAGCCAGUAAACAGGUGGAGGUGUGCUCCCCUUCAGUCAGCCACCUCCUGUCACUGUGUUGUGAUGCUUUCACCAAGGAGCAGCUCUGCAACCUGGAGUGUCUCAUCCUCCUCCGUCUGAACUUCCGCCUGGCUGCACCCACCCUGGCCUUUUUCCUGGACUGUUUCAUCAACUGUGUUGAAGAUGCCCAUCUGAUGACUGAGAGCGACAGUAGUGACAUGUUUCUAACAGUGAAACCGGGCAUGGCAAGAACCAGGCAGUGCAGCAACCUUGCACAAAAAGUGUGUGAGUUGACCCUCGCUGAUUAUGCUUUCAAUAAAUACCCACCGUCUCUGACUGCUAACUGUGCAUUAGGACUAGCCGGUGAAUUACUGAAAACUGAACACGGCUAUGCCGAGGACACAAACAAGCAUUCGCCAGGAAACCAGUGUGAGAGUUUCAGGGAUGACCUAUCCAUUUCUAUCAACCCUUCUGAGAACCGUGAGUGUUCAGACGAGGACUCCUGUGCAGCAAAUGACCUGUCUAUAGGCGAGGAGAACGAGUUCAACUACAAUCUGCUGCAGGAGUGCAAAGACAAACUGAAGCUGCUGGUGUCACUAAACCGGGAGACACUGACACUGGUGUGUUCCAUGUGA